AUGAAACGAUAUAAGAUAUUGAUAAAGAACGUAAAUACUUUUAAAUGGAAGUCAUACGAAGUGAAAAGAAUUUCAUCGAUCAUAUUAAAUUCAAAGAAAAGUAAACCAUUUAAUAUUGAUUAUAUAGAAAAGGUGAAAAAAAAAAAUGGCUUAAAAGAUGGUUGUAAUAAGGUAUUUUUAAAAAAUAAAUAUAAUGGUGAGAAAUAUGAAAGAGAUAAGAAUAUAACUAGAUGGUGUGAUAAGUUAAAUGAAUAUGCUAAAAAUAAAGAAUAUGAUGUUUAUGAAAAUGGUUUAAAUUCUUGUUCAUGUAUAGCUGAGAAUUCUAUAGAAAUUUCCCAGUUGAUUAAUGUAAUUAGUAAGAACAAAAUUAUAAAUAAUAAUAUAAUGUUGAUUUAUAUAAAAUUAAUUGAUAAAUGUUUAAAAAUAUUUAGUAACAUUCCUAUGAGAAGUGUAAGUUUAAUACUAAAUAGUAUGGUUAAAUUAAAUUAUUAUCAUACUAAUUUUAUUGAUUUGUUUUUUAAAAAUAUAAACAAUAUAAUAGAUAAAAGUAAUCCAAUUGAUUUGAGCAUUUUAUAUCAUUUUUACGUGAACUGUUCAGGUGAUUAUUUUGAAUAUAUAAAUGAUAAUAAAAAUGAUAUAUAUUUAAAUUUGUUUUUAAAUAAAAUACUUAAUGAUAUAUCUGUUUUACAAAUACAAGCAAUUUCUUGUAUUUUAAGAUGUAAUAAAAAAAUAAUAAAAAGAAAAAAUUGGGAACAUGUAUAUUUUAAAAAUGAUGGUGUCUUAGAAGAAAACUACCUGAACGUUCAGGUAAAUGAAAAAAAUAAAACGAUGGAUUAUAAUAAAGGAUAUGAAGAAAAAGAAAUAGAAAAGAAAAGGAUACAAGAAGGUACAUAUAAAAGAGGUAUUAUAUAUGAUGAUGAAAAAACAUAUUAUAAUAGGUUAUCUAUAAAAAAGGAAAAGAUUGAAGAGUUGGAUAAUAAUAUAAAUUUUUUUGAUUGUGAUAAUAUAAAAUUAAUAAAAAAAGUAAAUAAUAUAUUAAAAGAACAUGUCUAUUUUAAGAUAGCAUCUGGUAAUAUUCAACAAUUAUGUAAUAUUUUAGAAGAUUUAGAAUAUUUUAAUUUAAUUGAUGAUGAUUAUAAUUUUUAUUAUGACAUUUUAAAUAUGUUAAAGAAUUCAUGUAAUUUAUUUGAAUUAAAGAAUAUUGAUUAUAUAAAUAUAUUAAAUAUAAUAAAAACUCGAAAUAUGAAAUAUAACAAUUUUCUGCCUAUAUCGAAUUUUUCAUUUUUAUUUGAUAAAAUAAAAGAUUUGGAUUUUGAUUUUUUUACAUGUGAUCAUUUGUGUGAGUUAAUAAAAAUAUUAUGUUAUUUUAAAAAAUGUUAUCAUUUAAAUAUGUGUAUGUAUAAAUUAGAAGCUUGUUUAGAAAAAAAGAAUUUUGAUGAUAUAUAUUCAACAUCAACCUUAAUAUAUUUAUUAUAUGAUUUUUCACAGAUAAACAGAAAUGAUAUGAUUAUACAUUCAUUAUGUAAAAAAUUAUAUAUAUCAAUAAUUAACAGAAUAAAUAAAAGUUGUGAUGUUGAAAAAGUAAAUGAUUUUAAAUAUGUCGAUACGGGAAAAAAUAUCAAAACAAAUGAUAAGAAGAACGCUAUGUAUAAAACUCAAUUUAACAUAUCUAUAAAAGAAUAUAUAUUGUUACUUAAAUCAAUAGACAAAUUAUUAGAUAAAAGAAUAAUAACACCUUUAUGUAUUGAUGAGAAAAAACUAAAUUCCUUUUUUCUUGAUAUUACAUAUAAAAUAAAUGAGAAUCCAUCACAAAUAUCUUUUAAAUGUAAAUAUAAAAAUAAUGAUUAUUAUGAUUAUGAAAUGUGUUUAUAUUUAUAUCAAAUAUUAUUAUUAGGUAAAUUAAAAUCUAGAAACUAUCUUCUUUUUUUAAGUUGUUUAUAUAACGUCUUGACUUUAUCAAUUCAUUUUAAUAUAAAAGAUGUGGUCUUAUGCUUGAAAACAUUACAUCAUUGUACACAUUUUAUAACAAAAGAUAGAUAUUUAAUUUUUGAAAAUACCUUAAAUUAUUUUUCACAUUUGAUAUUAUCUAAUGAUGUUAUUCUUUUGGAAAGAAAAAAUAUCCUAAUGAAUAAUAUAAAAAAUAAUUUUAUAAAAAUUAAUAAAUAUAAUAUGAAUUAUGUAGAAGAAAAUUGUAAUGAUAAUAUAGAUAUUUUAAAUAAUCUAUAUAAGAACAUAAAUAAAAUAAUUGAUGAUAAUAAUUAUAUGUAUAUAAAUAAAAAUAAGGCGAAUCAUUAUCUUAAUGGUUCUAUUAUGACUAAAUAUAAUAAUGACGAGAUAAAUACAAUGUAUUCUAAUUUUGAUUAUACAAAGAUAGCUUGUAUAGAUUGUUGUAAUAUAUUAUAUUAUUUAAAAAAAUUGAAUUAUGUAAAUAAGGAUUUAAUAAAUAUAAUAUUAAAAAAUGUAUACAUUAAUGUAAGUAGUUUAAAAAAGCAAAAAUAUAUCCUUCGAAUGGUUAAUGGGUUAAGUAUUAUAAAAAAUAUCGACAAAGAAUUUAAGGAUUUUAAUUGUAUUAUAAAAAAAAUUAUGUUUCAUUUUUUUUUUAUUCAACAAGAACAUAAUAAUAAUAAUAAUAUGAGUCAAAAUAUAAAAUUAGAAGAAAGUAUUAAAUUAUUUUAUUUAUUAAGUAAAUUGGAUAUGAGCAAGAAAUAUAAAAAUGAUUUGAUAACAAAAUAUUUAUUGGUACCUUUGGAGAAUAUAUUAGAAAAGAAAAAAACGACAAUUAAUAAUAUUAUAUUAUUAUUGUAUGGUAUAAAAAGCAUGUAUCCAUAUAGAUACAUAAGUUUGAUAUCAUAUGUCUUACAUUGUAUUGAUGAUUAUCAGACAAGAAUACAUAAUAUUAAUAGGGAUAAUAUUAAUAGGGAUAAUAUUAAUAGGGAUAAUAUUAAUAGGGAUAAUAUUAAUAGGGAUAAUAUGAAAAGUGAUCAUAUGAACAGUGAUAAUAUGAAAAGUGAUAAUAUGAAAAGUGAUCAUAUGAACAGUGAUAAUAUGAAAAGUGAUCGUAUGAACAGUGAUAAUAUGAACAGUGAUAAUAUUAAUAGUGAUAAUAUGAACAGUGAUAAUAUGAACAGUGAUAAUAUGAACAGUGAUAAUAUUAAUAGUGAUCAUACUAAUGAGGAUGAUGUAUUAUGCUCCGUGUCCUUUUUAAAAUCGUACUUUUCAUCUAUACCAUAUUUUAUAGAUAGUUGGAUAGAUAAUACAUGUAGUAAAAUAAACCAAGUAUAUAUUCGUAUUAGCCAGAAAUUGUUUCAAAACUUUUAUGAACAUAUAUUUUUAGAAAAUAAAAUGAAAAAUGAAGAUAUGAUUUGUAUGUUAAUAGAUUAUGUAAAUUUCUCGUUACCUUAUAUACCUUAUAUAGAAAAAUAUCUUGAUGUAAUUCAUUACAUUAUAGAUAUGCACAAGGUGGUGAUAAAUAAAGAUGAAUUUAUAACUUUUUUGUUAAACUGGAAAAUAUAUAUAUAUGGGAUUAAUAAUAAUGAUUAUGGUGAUAAUGAAGAAACACAGAAAUUGGUAUAUAAGAUUGACGAAUGUUUAAAUAUGUUAUGUAAGAAUGAUAAUAGUUAUAAUUAUAAUGAUUUUAUAUCAUUAAAUAAAUCUUUAGAGAAGGGUAACAAAAAAAAUGAUGCUCACAAUAAUGAUGAUGAAAAUAUUUCCUUAAAUAAAAAAUCAGUAUAUGAUUUUAGUUUUAAUAAAAAGAAAAUAAUUUUUCUAGAUACAGAUGAAGAUAAUGAAAAAGAUAUUAUAUGUAAAGAAUAUAAUUAUAUUGAUAUAAAUAAAUUAUAUGAAAAUAAUUUCAACAGGAAAAUAAUUAAUAAUAUAAAUCAAAAUAAAAAAUUACAAUUUUGUAUACAAAAAGAAGACAAUGAAAAAAAUAAAAUAUUUAAAAAUAUUAUUAAUAAUAAUAAUAAUAAAAAUAAAAACAUUUUAAAUGAAUUUGAAAUAAUUUUAAAUAAAUAUUCAUAUUGUCAAAAUAAUCAAAAUGAUAAAAUUGAAAUUUUAAAAAAUGUAAAACUUUAUUCCUUUCAUAUAAAAUUUAUGGAUAAAAAAAAAAAAAUUAUAUUUGAAUUUUUAGAUGAAGAUGCUUAUUUUAAGGAACCUGAUAAUUCAUCUAUAGAUUUAUUACCAUCAGUUAAUUUAAGAUUAACAUUAUUAAAAAAAUUAAACUUUAAAAUAAUCACCAUACCAUUUUAUGAAUGGAAUAAAUGUUAUGGACGAUUAGAAAAAGUUAAAUCCAUUUAUCAGAAAUUAUUAAAUGUUACAAAUCCACAAAAUACAGAAGAGGAAUAUCAAAAUUUUAAAAGUGACGAUAUAUUUUCUUCUAUAGGACGUUAUGAAAUAACUAAAAAGAAAUAA
Molecule: messenger RNA, 4410 nt
Organism: Plasmodium reichenowi
Lineage: Eukaryota; Apicomplexa; Aconoidasida; Haemosporida; Plasmodiidae
Product: RAP protein, putative
Exons: 1
Coding region: 1-4410 (1469 amino acids)
Source: RefSeq, a predicted model, not a curated record